Molecule: messenger RNA, 1165 nt
Organism: Mus musculus (house mouse)
Lineage: Eukaryota; Metazoa; Chordata; Mammalia; Rodentia; Muridae
Gene: C1qbp
Product: complement component 1, q subcomponent binding protein
Exons: 6
Coding region: 77-916 (279 amino acids)
Cellular component (GO): plasma membrane; cytoplasm; extracellular region
Source: RefSeq, marked validated
GGGGCUUCCGGCAGCGCGCGAGGUCACACGGUGCCUUGGCCCGGUCGUCCUUCCCUCUGCACGUGUCCGCCCCGCGAUGCUCCCUCUGCUGCGUUGCGUGCCCCGCGCCCUCGGCGCCGCCGCCUCCGGCCUCCGAACCGCCAUCCCGGCCCAGCCGCUUCGGCAUCUCCUGCAGCCCGCGCCCCGGCCAUGCCUCCGGCCCUUCGGUUUGCUCAGCGUACGGGCCGGCUCGGCUCGGCGCUCUGGCCUCCUGCAGCCCCCGGUUCCCUGCGCGUGCGGCUGUGGCGCUCUGCACACGGAAGGAGACAAGGCCUUCGUUGAAUUCUUGACUGAUGAAAUUAAGGAAGAAAAGAAGAUCCAGAAACACAAGUCCCUUCCCAAGAUGUCUGGAGAUUGGGAGCUGGAGGUGAACGGCACGGAGGCUAAAUUAUUGCGCAAAGUUGCCGGAGAAAAGAUCACGGUCACUUUCAACAUCAACAACAGCAUCCCUCCAACAUUUGAUGGUGAGGAGGAGCCCUCACAGGGGCAGAAGGCUGAAGAACAGGAGCCAGAACUGACAUCAACUCCCAACUUUGUGGUUGAAGUUACCAAGACUGAUGGCAAGAAGACCCUUGUACUGGACUGUCACUAUCCUGAGGAUGAGAUUGGACACGAAGAUGAGGCCGAGAGUGAUAUUUUCUCUAUCAAGGAAGUUAGCUUUCAGGCCACUGGUGACUCUGAGUGGAGGGAUACAAACUAUACACUCAACACAGAUUCCCUGGACUGGGCCUUGUAUGACCACCUAAUGGAUUUCCUUGCGGACCGAGGGGUGGAUAACACUUUUGCGGAUGAGUUGGUGGAGCUCAGCACAGCCCUGGAGCACCAGGAAUAUAUCACCUUUCUUGAGGACCUCAAAAGCUUUGUCAAGAACCAGUAGAACUCAGAGACUGCGGGCCUUAAUUUAAAUGGCAAGCUUUGGCCAGUGAACAAAAGCUCCCUUGGCAUCAGAAUUAUGCUUCAAAAAUGGCUGUCAUCCUAAUAUAUCGGGGGGAAGCAAGUUUAAAUUACUGCUGUUACACCUCCAUUCGCUAUUCCUUUGGGCUUUUUUUCUCUGUACAAAUUUAUUAUUUGUAGAUUUUUGUAUAACAUGAUGAUGGACAAUAAAUCUGACUCCAAUAAAUCUCCA